AUGGCCGGCUACUCUCGCGCACCAGUCUUGGCACGAGAAUUAAAUCAUUCUUCGACCAACCUUCUACCUCGCUGGUUGUCUCUUUUCUUCCGGCCUGGAGACCCACAAACUGGUGACCCGAACGUGAUGAGUUUUGCGGCCAUGUCGCAGCCCCCAGCAACCGCGGCGACCGGUAUCUCCACCCCUCAGGUUGUCCAACCUAGCAUCUCCCACGUAGCAGUCAAGAUCCCGCCAUUUUGGAGUUCAAAUCCGGCGGUUUGGUUUUCCCAGGUGGAAUGCCAGUUCCACCUCGCAGGUAUUACCAGCCAAUCCACCAAGUACUUUCACGUCGCCGCAGCACUACCUCCCGAAGUGGCCAACGAAGUCUCUGACAUUCUCUGUGCCCCGUUGUCCACUGACCCUUACGACACUCUGAAGAAGGCGCUUAUCGAGAGAACAACCGCUUCGGAACGUAAACGUCUGCAGCAACUGCUGUCCGCUGAAGACCUUGGCGACAGGAGACCAUCCCAACUCCUUCGACACAUGCAGAAUCUCCUUGGAACCAGGGCUUCAACCAUUGACGAACCCCUCCUCAAAGAAAUGUUCCUGCAGCGACUCCCGCCCACCGUGCAGAUGCUGCUUGCAACUGCUACAAAUCUGCCAAUAGUCGACUUGGCGGCGCACGCCGAUAAGAUCAUGGAAGUGGCUGUCCCCACCAUCGCCUCUGUUAAGGCCUUCGACGCCACUUCGCCCAACGCCAUGCCACCGAUACCAUGUACUAACACGGCCCAUGUCAACCCUAACCAAGGUUUGCCUCAAAACGCUCCCGACAGCCUCGAAAGCCUGCGGGCAGAGGUUCACCAGAUGUCAUCGCUCCUCGCAGCCGUCCUUCCGCAUCAAGAUUCCCCGGCCGCCUCCGCCCCACACGCGCCACGGUCCUGGCGGCGCCCCGGUUCCCCCCGUCCAGUUCGGCGACCACGCUCACGCACUAGGGAACCUCUGGAAAACCCCUCAGAUUUCUGCUUUUACCACUGGUCUUUCGGCGCCAGCGCACGCAACUGUCAACCUCCCUGUGCCUGGCCGGGAAACCGCCCAGGGAAUCGCUAG
Molecule: messenger RNA, 1086 nt
Organism: Ornithodoros turicata
Lineage: Eukaryota; Metazoa; Arthropoda; Arachnida; Ixodida; Argasidae
Exons: 1
Coding region: 1-1086 (361 amino acids)
Source: RefSeq, a predicted model, not a curated record